This is a messenger RNA of Ahaetulla prasina, 3037 nucleotides long. It is a transcript of the gene SATL1, whose product is annotated as spermidine/spermine N1-acetyl transferase like 1. The record is from RefSeq and is a predicted model, not a curated record. Gene Ontology annotation, molecular function: N-acetyltransferase activity. Gene Ontology annotation, cellular component: cytosol. NCBI's taxonomy places the organism in Eukaryota, Metazoa, Chordata, Lepidosauria, Squamata, Colubridae. The coding region runs from base 9 to 497 and encodes 162 amino acids. The transcript has 6 exons.
CAUGUGACAUGCGUGGGCACGGUGUGUGUACUUCCAAACCGGUAAGGAAGGAACUGGCUGCUUAUGAAAACAUGCCUGAAGCAGUAAAAAUAACAGAAACAGAUUUACUUCGAGAUGGUUUUGGAACCCGUCCCUUCUUCCAAUGUUUAGUAGCAGAGGUAUCAUCGGAAAAUGUAAUGUUAGAUGCAGCUAUUGUAGCUUUUGCUAUGUAUUACUUUACAUACGACCCUUGGAUUGGCAAGCUGUUAUACUUAGAAGACUUUUAUGUUAUGGAAGAAUAUAGAGGCUGGGGCAUUGGAACGGAACUUUUAAAAAAUUUAAGUCAGAUCGCCCUGGAGUCCAACUGCAGCUGCAUGCACUUUCUCGUCGUGGUUUGGAAUAAGCCGUCGAUCGAGUACUACAUGAGGCACGGGGCAUCCGAUCUCUCCACCGAAGAGGGAUGGCAUCUCUUCCGAUUUGAUAAAGAGCACCUCCUCAGAAUGGCUACUGGGCAGUAACAAGGGAGUCUGUCUCUCUCUCCCUCUCCAAGGUUGCCGUGCCGUCGGCUCACCAGUCACAAGAAAACCUCUAGCUGAAAUUGAGGCUCUCUAAAGCAGGCAAACACUAGCAACAAGAAAUUAAAAAGGAAGCUUGCUUGUUUUAUGACCGGCAGUAGCUUGAUACGUGAUUGGCUUCUGGUGUUUUUCCAUUGGCAAGCUUGUGUUGGUGUGACACGAAAUCCCCCCACCCCCACCCCCGGUCCCAAUAUUUGGUUAAUAAGUAUCGUAUUUUUCAGAGUAUAAGACGUGCAUUAGUUUUUCGGAAGGAAAACAAAAAACAAAAAUUCUUCCUCUGCUUACCAGCAUCCAUCUGUAUUCCUCUUGCUAGCGGUCCUUGCAGCAAACAGUUUGGUCAGCUUCAGCACGUUAUCGCAUCCCGAUUCAGCACGAGCAGCUGAUUGGUGGUUGGAUCGGCCUCCCGGAAUACUGCCAAUCAGCUGUUCCAGGCAGCGGGGAUCGCCACAGCAUCGCUGCCUCCACGCGUCACGUUUUUGGCCUCAGCAUACCCCGUUUUUGGCCUCCGGGCGUCAUGUUUUCAGCCGGUUCCAGGCAGCGGGGAGAGGUGGCGGCAGUGGCGAUCACCACCACCUGGAACUGGCUGAAAACACGACGCAUGGAGGCCAAAAAUGCAACGUACGGAGGCCGAAAACAGCUGAAGGGUGGAGGUGGCAGGUGGGCGGGGCUUCAGCAACAUUCGCUGUAUAAGAUGCACAGCCAUUUCCACCCAAUUUUAGCGGGGGGAGGGGGAAGGAGGAGUGCGUCUUAUACUCUGAAAAGUACGGUACGUACAUCGGCACCUUAGAUGGGCUCUCUUGGUUGUUGAGGGCUCCUUGACUAAAGUCAGAACUUCAUUAGCAUCUACACUUGAAACCUGAAUUUGUAGUCAAGGUUUUCUACAGGUUAAGAGAUGUUGGGUCUCUCUAAAGCCUAGCAGUGCCGGAUGAAAAGCCAUGUGUGAAUUGGAGGAGGAGUGGAAAUGUGCAAGAAUGGUUACCUGCCUGUCUAGCUUAAUCUGCCAGGCCGACAUAACCACCUUCAUUAAGAUAUUCCAUGGAUUGCUAAAAUGCUUAGACUGUUUUAGCAAGGGGAGGUAGGACAAAUAUUCUGAGCAGAAAACCUCAGGAUUUCCUCCAAGGAGGAGAAAAAGUGGAACUAUCAGUAUUUGGGUGUGUGUGUGUGUGUGUGUGUGUCAGUCCAAUUCAUAUCCAUAAGAUGCUAUACCAAAAGACCCGCAACCAACAUACCUUCAGUCGUCGCUACACUUUUACAAUGAUGCAAAAGUGAACAUCUGCAGUUAUGAAAACUUUUGAAAGGCUGGUGCUGUCUCACUUGAAAACCAUCACGGAUCCGCUGUUAGACCCCUUGCAAUUUGACUACCGAGCAAACAGAUCGGCAGAUGAUGCUGUUAAUAUGGCUCUGCACUACAUCCUACAACAUCUUGAAUCUCCGAAGACCUAUGCAAGGGUCCUCUUUGCAGACUUUAGUACAGAAUUCAACACCAUCAUUCCAGACACUCUGCUAAACCAGCUAGUGGUACCUGGACACAUUUGUAAAUGGAUCAUAAGCUUCCUAACAGACAGGAAGCAGCAGGUGAAGCUAAGCAGAAUCACAUCAGAUACUGUACAAUUAGCACAUUACCUGAACACCCAGAUUUUGACCCUUUUUUUGGGGGGGAGGGGAAAGGUAUUUUGAAAAAUAUGGUAAUAGCCCUCUUUGUAAAGGAAUAGAAUAGAAUGAAUGAGCUGGAAGAGACCUUGGAAGUUUUCUAGUCCAGCCCCCUGCUCAAGCAGGAAAACCUAUACCAGAGAUGGUGAACCUUUUCGGCACCGACUGUCCAAACUGGAAUGUUUGGAAUGCCGGAAACACGAAGACCAGCUGGCCGGUGCGCAGGGAGCAGCUGGCAAUGGCACGUGUGCCCACAGAGAAGGCUCUGCAUGCCACCUCUGGCACGCGUGCCAUAGGUUCGCCAUCACGGACCUCUAUUUCAGAUAAGUGAUUGUCUAAUCUCUUCUUAAAAAGCACCCACGAUUUCUGGAGGCAAGCUGUUCCACGGGUUAAUUGUCCUUGCUGUUAGGAAGUUUCUCUUUUAAUUCCAGGUUGCUUCUCUCCUUGAUUAGUUUCCAUCCAUUGUUUCUUGUCCUGGCCUCUGGUGCUUUGGAGAAUAAUUUGAUCCCCUCUUCUUUGUGGCAGCCCCUUAAAUACUGGAAUACUGCUACCGCGUCGCCCCUAAUUCUUCUUUUCUUUAGACUAGCCAAGCCCAAAUCCUGCAGCCGUUCUUCAUAUGGUUUAGUCUCCAGGCCUUUUGUUGUGGUCUGCCAGCAGCCUGCGCACCUGGCAGUGGAGUCGGACAGUGAGGAGGCUGGAGAGGACAAUGGGCCAGUCCUGGAAUCAGGGGAAGGUCCGGAUGAGGGCUCUGCAUUGGAGGCAGAGAUGGGGCCAGGGCUAUCUGGGAGUGAUGCACGGACUCCGGAGCCUCCAGAGGCGGACAGCAGAGAGGC